This is a messenger RNA of Miscanthus lutarioriparius, 654 nucleotides long. NCBI's taxonomy places the organism in Eukaryota, Viridiplantae, Streptophyta, Magnoliopsida, Poales, Poaceae. The record is from the annotation of a GenBank genome assembly.
AUGGGGCUCUGCGCGUCCAUGUUACGAUGCAAGGCCAACCGGCGGCGGCAGCAGCCUGAGCCAAGGCGCGGCACACCGAAGGCGCUCUUCGUCGUCAGGAACGACGACGGCCGGCCGUCCAAGCCAGAGGAGGUCGUCUUCCACCCACCGCACGGCUCUGGCCGUUCGGGUUUACAGUUACAGAAGGCUAGCAACGGCAAGGCGGGCAGCAGGAAGCCCGAGAAGCGCGGGUUCGAGUACUACGACUGCAUGGACGUGCUGGGCAGGAGGCUCCGCGCGCCGCCGCCCCCCAGGCUCCCGUGCGGGAGCACCAGAAGCGUCGCGGUGGAGCCGGUGGUAACGGCCGGGAUGAGGUCGACGGUGUCCAGGGGCGCCACGGCGGACGGGAAGAAGGCAGCGGCAGCAGAGGGCUGCAGGACGCCGAUGACGCCACGGAGGACGCCGGUGUGGCAACGCAGGAUACUGAUGGGGACGCGCUGCGAGCUUCCGCGGUUCAGCGGGGUCAUACUGUAUGACGAGCACGGCCGGCCCCUGCAGCUGCAGAGCAGCUCCCAGAGAAGGACAGACCGACUUAUGAGCAGAGCAAGCAAAUACGAGUCCAAGGGCAAAAAGAAGACUGCCAGGACAACUACAACUCUCAGGGACCUCCUGUAG